Messenger RNA from Symbiodinium pilosum, 1758 nucleotides. The record is from the annotation of a GenBank genome assembly. NCBI's taxonomy places the organism in Eukaryota, Dinophyceae, Suessiales, Symbiodiniaceae.
AUGUCGUCAAGCAAUAGCUUCAUCCUCCAGCACAGGAGCUGUGGUGCGCGUCGUUCUUGCGGUUCUCCUCUGCUUGGUGUUGGUGAGCUUUCACUAUCACCACGAAGAUUGCGGCGGGCAGGAGAUGUGGACGGUCGCAAUGAUUGCGAGCUCGCCCCGGCAGAUGAUGUUGGCAUGCCACGGCGCAGAUUGUCUGAGUGGUCAGCCAAAAUGCAGAGCAGCAGUGGCGUCAGAGAAGCUCUUUCUCACAGCCCUGCGCCCCGAUUUCUUCGAGAACGCCAAGGUGUGAGGCGCAGCCUCACCGCAACAAGGAUACCCGAAGGGGUGCUCAGCGGCUGCGGAGAGCGCCAGGCACCUCCACGGCGCUUGCUGCAGGUACGCGGAGACAGUAAGGAGUUUGCGGAAAGAGGGAGAUCUUCAAGCGGCAUUCCCUGGCGCGUGCUCCCACUUUACGACUGUCAUGGCAUUUUGCUCCAGACUGGGAGCCUGCUGGAACCGCAGCAAGCGCUACGAGCCCCGACUGUCUUCUCCGAAGCCUUGCGCAGCAGUGAGGUUGUCAAGGACCUUCUCUUCGGAGACACUUCUCUUGGCCACGCAGCGUCCUCUCCGCGGCAGCGAACGCCACGGACAAGCUGGUGGAGCCCGCAGAGCCCGCAGAGCCAGCAGCGCUGGCAGGGCUCGGCUUCCCGACGGAAUGCAGACUGCCACAGAGAACUUGCCCCAGUCAGGGCCAGCGACCAUGCAAUGGAAGCUGAAAGGUCUCGUUGUCUUGCCAAGUUGGAUCGGCUCUGCGCGCAAACGCCUCGUGUGGGGCGAGCAGGAACUCGGGCAGCUGACUCCUCUGCUUGUGGCCACGAUCCCAAAGUUGAAGAGUCAACCAGCAGAACGGCCAGAAGUGGUGCGCCACCAUCUUCUUGUGCUGGAGAAAUGUCUCCUCGCCACACGGCCUCAUCGGCGGAGGAGUCUCUUCGAUGCACUAAGCCACAAAGCCAGUCACGACGCACUUACAGCUUCGAGGCAGAAAUGGCAAAGAUUUCUGUGGCAGCAGGGCGCAUCACUUCUUCGUCUGCACACUCUCCGCGGCCUUCUUCUGCCAGGCCAGCCUGUCGCUCCAGCUUUUCCAUCACGGCGAAGGAGAAGGCCCUGGAGGACUCCAGGAGAAGAAGUCCUCCGCGUAAGAAGCAGCUCCAGGCCGCCUGUCUUCAGAGUCCCAGCGAAGAGCUGAAGCACUACGACUUGCACAAACCUCUUGGUGCGAAUGCCUCUACGGCACAGGUGGGCAAGGUGGUGGAGUUGAUUGACAAAAUCAUCGGUCAUGACAGAGGACAGCCAUUGUCACAGCCGGAGUCAGAAGGGCGUCUUUCACCGACACCGGAACAGGCUCAGGUUUCACCAAGAAGUGUCGACAAGGUGAUACACAUGAUCGACAGUCUGAAGAAGGAGAACUGUAGGCCAAGACAGGAAAUGCUGCUGCAGAAGGCUGCCGGCGCUGUUAGCCACGAGCCAGAGCCGGAAGUGGACACUGCCUCGCCUAGCCAGCACGCGUCGCCCUAUCCACGCCUACUCGCUUCUGCUGUCGGUAGGGACAAGGCUGAUGUUCCGGCUCCGAGAAGUGCAAUGGUGCACAAGGAGCAGGCAGUGCAGAAGGGAAAGGUUGAAAAGCAGCAGAAGGCCAUAGACAAGGUGUCACGCGCAAGGAAAAUGGCUGGCCAAGUGCGAAGUCAGAAGGAGAAGUUCACUGCAGUGCUGCAGUCUUGA